Formica exsecta is the source of this 3689-nucleotide messenger RNA. It is a transcript of the gene Sirt7, whose product is annotated as NAD-dependent protein deacetylase sirtuin-7. Bases 45 to 1625 code for a protein of 526 amino acids. The transcript is spliced from 5 exons. Gene Ontology annotation, molecular function: NAD+ binding. The record is from RefSeq and is a predicted model, not a curated record. NCBI's taxonomy places the organism in Eukaryota, Metazoa, Arthropoda, Insecta, Hymenoptera, Formicidae.
AAUGAUACGGCACUGUGCAUGAGUGCAUGUCGUUUUGAUUAAAGAUGGAGGAAACGGGUAACGAGAAAUUCCUAUCGCGAAGACGUUCCGCCGCUUUGAAGGCUUUUAAAGUCAAGGACGAGAGAGUAGCUACCUUAAAGAAGGUGGCAGCGAUUUUACAAAAAUCCGAAAUAGAUAGAACGGCGGAAGAAACUGGGAUAUUAGCCUCCUGCAGCGAUGUAGUGAAAGAGGUUAAUUUACGACAAGAAAAACGAGAUAAAAUAAAAGCAAGAUUAGAAGAAGUCGAAGAUGCAGCUGAAAUUUUGGACGAAAAAUGUAUGCGCUUGGCAGCAGCAAUCAGCAGAGCAACGUCCCUAGCAGUAUACACUGGUGCUGGCAUUAGUACAGCAGCAUCUAUUCCAGAUUAUAGAGGAACUAAUGGAGUUUGGACUCGUAUGCAACAAGGGAAGGACAUUGGGAAUCAUGAUCUGAGUCAAGCUGAACCAACAUUAACGCAUAUGGCACUUUAUGCAUUAUACAAAGCACGAGUUCUCAAGCAUGUAGUUUCUCAAAACUGCGAUGGAUUACACUUGCGCAGUGGUAUUCCGCGUAACUUUCUGUCCGAAGUUCAUGGCAAUAUGUACGUGGAAGUUUGUAGGGUAUGCAAGCCACCUAAGGAAUAUUGGAGGCUCUUUGACGUUACUGAAAAGACUGCUCGAUAUCAGCACGGUACAGGAAGAUUAUGCCACAGAUGUAAUUCAUUAUUGCAAGAUUCUAUUGUUCAUUUCGGCGAGAGAGGUAAUCUGCCUUGGCCAAUCAAUUGGAGCGGAGCGUCCAGAGCUGCGAAGCAAGCAGAUGUUAUAAUAUGUUUAGGUUCUAGUCUAAAAGUUCUCAAGAAAUAUCCGUGGUUAUGGCAGAUGGAUAGACCCGUUCAGAAAAGGGCUUCCUUGUACAUUGUCAAUUUGCAAUGGACUCCAAAAGAUGAAAAUGCAGUUUUAAAAAUAAACGGAAAAUGCGACGAAGUGAUGAAAAGAAUAAUGAGUCAUCUCGGAUUAGAGAUACCGCAAUAUAAUCGUACAAAGGAUCCAAUUUUCUUUCACGCUAUAAAGCUUCAGAACAGCGAACAGCUCACUACGACUCAACCGUGUCUCGAAGAGCCGACAAUCAAGAAGGAGCCUUUGAGUCAAAGUAGCGAUGAAAAUGUGAAGUGUACAGUGCAGCAAACUGACGACAAAGAAGAUGACUGCAUAUCGACCGUAACAGUAACUGACACAACGACUGCCUAUCCAGCGCCUUUUUUCGCCGCGUUACCGUUCUUAUCCAUGGGCUUGCCAUUUCCUCCUAUGUACAUGUAUCCUCAAUUGACGCCGUUAUUUUAUUAUCCUUUCAUACAAGUACCGAAUGCGCCGAUAGAAGCGCCGAAACCCAAGCCAGCUUGUUCGUUUUGUAUGGAAUAUGAAGGCUCCCUUAGCUGUUUGUAUUAUCAACGUGACGGAGAUUGUCCUGCACCGACAAAGACAGAGAACGAGCAGAAGCAGGAAGAAGGUACACUGGUGAUUCACGCGGAUACUCCAAGCAUAGCAUCUCCAAAGAAUCCAGGCUGGUUUGGUAAAGGAUACCGUAAAGGUAUGAAAAGGAAGCGGUAGCAUCUGCUCUUUAUAAUACGCGCAACGCUUUUUUGGUCCUCGCUCCUUAUCGAGAUUACAAUAUAACCUUGUAUUGUACGAUAUAUAGUAACGUACAUAAGUAUUUAAAGUCGCCAUAUCGUAAUGAAACUGCAUAUUUUGUAGGUUUAAAGUAAUUUGAUUCCAGUAUUUGAAGCUUUAACAAAUAGACUGAAAUUUUGAAAAUGAAUUCUAAUAACACACAAAAGCGAUCUAUUAUUUGUAUCCAUUUCAGAAAGCUUACUUUAUUUUCUCAAGAUUUAUACUUUUUUCAUAUAAUAGCAACAUGUGGAAAUAGGCUACACAUUUGGAUAGGAAAUAAUUUAAUUAUUUCCUAUAUAAAGAUUUAAUUUUGAGAAAAUAUUUUAUUAUUAGUUAUUAAUCAAACACACAAAACAUGUUUUAUCUUUGUUUUGUUACAUGAAUGUUUUUAUCAUCAAUUAUUCUUUGACUGUAUUUUGCAUACUAAUAUUUUCAAAAGUUUCUCUUCCCAUAUUUACAACAGUAUGUCGUAAAAUAGGCUGAGAUAAAUGUAGAAAUAGUAAAUAAGUUUUAUUCAUUAGAUUUAUUUAUAACUAUAACAUAAAUUUAAUAGUUUCAAAUUUCAGGUACUCAUUAGAAAUCAAAUGUCAAGUUACUUUUUCGGUAACUUGUAAAACAAUAAUUCCGUAUCUUUAUAUUUAUUAUUCUAUCUAAAGCGUCCUUAUUUGUAUUAAUCAAAACUGGAUUGAUACUUGCCUCUAUCGUACACUCAAUCUAUAUAUCGAACUCGUAUAUUGUAACACACGAUAAUUAAGAGUAUGCAAAUACUUUAAUAGAUAUAUAUAUGUAUAUAUAUAUAUAUCUUAGGGUAUAUUUUAUUAGACCACAGGAAUAUAUUGCGAGCAUUAUCAUUGUUCAACAUAUUUUUAUAUAAAAUAGUUAAAAACAAUCAUUUCUAUCAUCACACAUUUUAAUAACUUUAUAUAAUUUAAAUUAUUGCUAUCGCGCAUUACUCUUGUUAUUUAUCUAAUAUGUUUUAUAGAUAUGUAGAAAGAUAGACUCGACAUAUCAUUAUUGACUUUAUAUAUACUUGCCAUGACAUAUUUAAAAAAACACACAGAUUCCAUUUUCUCAUUUCUUUUCCCAUUUGCAUAAAUCAAAUAUAUAAUUCAAUUAUUAGUUUACGUAUGCCGAGUCUGUCUUUUUUUGUGUCUAUGAUUUAUUUUUUAAUGAUUUAGCGUGCUGUAUUCGCCACUAUAUAUAUUUGAAUUGAUUCCUUGUUGAUACUUAGGACCAACUCGACACACACAUACACACACGACGAAUGUAUGCAUGUGUGUGUGUGCGCGUGCGUGGAUGUGUAUUUCUGCAUAUUUAUAUUGAUAUAUCAUUUUAUCAUCUCAAUUAUUAUUUUUGUUUAUAUGAUUAAUUUAAUUAAUCCUAUGUAUUGCCCAAAUUAUUAAAAAAAAACGUUCAAUAUAUACAAAAAAUAAAUUAAGUAAAAAAUAAAUAAUAAAUCUAUACUUCUCUCUCUAAAUACUUCUAAAAUACGAAAUCUAGAAACACGAAUAGAUUUUCCAUAUUGUAACUUCAAAGUUCUAAUAGAUGACAAACAAAGAGAAAUGUAAAAAAAUGAACAAAACUGAAUGAUAAAAUUGAUGCAUUACUUGAAAGCUAUAUUGGGCAAUCGAGGAUUGAACGUAUCUACGUUUAAUAUGUCGUGAGAAUAACAUCGACAGUUCCCAAAGCAAUAUAUUAAUUAUAAAAUAUGAUGUAUAUUAAGUGAGACUUAGUGCAAUACAACAGUUAUAAUCCUUCCAGGUUACUGUAUGUAUGCUGGUAUUGUAUACUUGGAAAAAAAUGAAUGCUUUUGCUAGAAAUUAUAACACGAUUAAUGUAUAUGUGCGAUGUUUGUGAUAUGUUUUUCUACAAGAAUUUAAAUUUUUAUUCGAAAUUUUUCAUGCUUACGCAAUACUGGUAAGAUAAGAUAAGACUCACACGGCUAAUUUAUAAUAAAUUUCAGAAUUUAGUGUGCUUUUUAAUGUGUCAAAAAAAAAAAAAAAA